This is a messenger RNA of Heteronotia binoei (common prickly gecko), 2821 nucleotides long. It is a transcript of the gene UBAP1, whose product is annotated as ubiquitin associated protein 1. Gene Ontology annotation, cellular component: ESCRT I complex. Gene Ontology annotation, biological process: ubiquitin-dependent protein catabolic process via the multivesicular body sorting pathway. Gene Ontology annotation, molecular function: ubiquitin binding. Bases 162 to 1670 code for a protein of 502 amino acids. The record is from RefSeq and is a predicted model, not a curated record. The transcript is spliced from 7 exons. NCBI's taxonomy places the organism in Eukaryota, Metazoa, Chordata, Lepidosauria, Squamata, Gekkonidae.
CGAGGGGGAGGGGCCGAGUGAGGCAGGCAGACAAGAUGGCGUCGCCCCGUUGCCGAGGCGAGUCCGGGGCGGGGAGGCGGGCCGCGGCCGGCGGGGACUCCUAGUGCGGAGAGGCCGGAGGAGCAGCGGGGGACGAGGCGGGGCCGCCGCGGGGGUUCUAAAUGGCUUCUAGGAAAUCAGGAUCUGACUUUCAUGGGCCCUUCAGCUACCUCGAUGAUGUCCCGUUCAAGAUAGGAGACAAGUUUAAAGCCCCAGCUAAAGUCGGCCUGCCCAUUGGCUUCUGCUUGCCCGACUCACCACAACUUGUACGGGAAGCCCAGUAUGACUUCUCCCUGGAAAGGAGGACCAUCGAGUGGGCAGAGAACAUCAAGAGAAUCCAGGCUGCCCAGCAAGAGGCUGAGCGGAAGGCGGAAGAAGAGGCGGCCCUGGUCAGAUCCAAGGCAGCUGCGGAGGAGGAGAGCCAGGCUGGCUUUGCGGAAGGCUGCUGUCCUGGGGCCGUCAUGCCGCCCCCCAUCAACCCCAUCCUCGCCAGCCUGCAGCACAACUGCAUCCUGACCCCGACCCCGGCGAGCAACAGCACCCUGAAGCAGAAGGUCCUCAGCCCUCCCCACGCCAAGGCCGACUUCAACCCGGCAGACUUCGAGUGCGAGGAGGACCCCUUCGACAAGCUGGAAUUGAAGACGAUCGAUGACAAGGAGGAGCUGAAGAACAUCCUGGAGAUCCACGUCGGCACGACGGGCCCGAUUGUGGCCCAGCUGUUGGGCGACAACGGCCCGCCCAAAGCAGCCCCCGAGCCCGUGGCCCCAGACCAGGAGGUCCUGGCCACGCUGGACCUCAAGCCCCUUCACAAACCCAACGGCCUGAUCGUCUUGCCGCAACUGGGGGGCCGGGAAAAGAUGUCGCUGUCUUCCAAAGUGUCCCUCUCUCCCGUGACGUCCGUGAGCAACAUCAAGUCUCUCUCCUUCCCGAAGCUGGACUUGGACGAGAGCGACUUGCAAACGGCGAAGCUCACGAGCACCUACCGCAGCGCCGGCUGCCUCCGCAACGGCACUUUCCUCCGCUCUUUGCCGAGCAAAGCCAGCGAACUGAAUGGGCACCAUGUGGCCGGGCUGCCGGAGCUAAACGUGGAUGGUGGCCCGGAGACACAGACUCUGUCCUCGGUGUCCAGACUGCCUUCCCUACCCACCUCAGUAGCAUGUACAGAAGAAGCGCCGACUCUCACCACAGCCACGGUGGUAUCUCACCAAAGUUUCUCGACCUCUCAAGUGCCCCCCGCCCCCAGCUGCCCGAAGAGAUGGCCCAGCAGCCCCUCCUACGAGGCCCUUUCCCCCGGCGAGCGGCAGUGCGUCGAGACUGUCGUCAACAUGGGCUACUCCUGCGAGGACGUCCUGAAGGCUAUGAAGAAGAAGGGGCGGAACAUAGAGCAGGUUCUUGACUACCUGUUUGUCCACGGACAGCUCUGUGAGAAGGGCUUCGAUCCACUCCUUGUAGAAACGGCUUUGGAAAUGCACCAGUGUUCAGAGGAGGAGACAACAGCGCUGCUCCAGCUAAUGAGUAAAUUUAAAGAAAUGGGCUUUGAACUGAAAGACAUUAAAGAGGUUUUAUUAUUACAUAAGAACGACCAGGACAAUGCGCUGGAAGAUCUAAUGGCCCGGGCCGGAGCCAGCUGAAGGGAGCCUAGAGGAGCCCUCCCCCCCCCCCACUCCAGCCAGCCAGACCCUUUCGCGGGGCUCUCUGUGGGCGUGGAAAGGAGCCGGCCACAAAAACCUUGCCUUUCUGGGAACCUGGGUGAGCUGCUCUGUUGGCACACGGCCCUCCCAAGUAGGCCGUCCCCAGCGGAGAGAGCCCAACCCUUUCAAUUAAAGUUUAAGUGUCCUUUCCUGAGUAUACCCCCCCCCCCCUUAUUUUAUUUUAUUUUUGGCUAGGCCACAGAAAACCUUGACUGGAGUUGUACAUAGCCAGGCCAAGCUAGUUCUUAUUUCCCCCCUUCCACUGCCACUUCCCCCCCCCCUCCAAAAAAAACAAACCCCUCUUGCACUGGACUCGGCCAGAGAAGUUAUCUGCUUGGCUCUGACGCGAACGGUUCCUUUGGUUCCUUGAAGCUGCUUUCAUUGUGUGUCUUGCUCGUACUGAACGGGGACGCUUAGUCAAGAUAAACAAGUCUACCUUGAAUGCAGUGGGACUUUAAAGUUUUGUUUGGGGGAGGAGGAACAGGGGAUGGGGGCGGGGAGAGAACCUUUGGUCGAAAGUUAGUGAAAACACUGGUUCCGAAACUGCCGCUAUGCAUAGAGAGAAGCCGUACCUCUUUCCUUUGGCGUUCUAGUUCUUGAACAGGGGAAACCAAAUCCUUCAGCCCAGGUAAAACCCCAGUUAGACCCCCUUGGCCAGUGGCAGCUUUCUUCACCUGGGGCUAGAGGAGACGCUUAGAACCUCUCGACUGUUCUGUCUUCUCCGGGCCUUUUUAAAAAAUUCACGCGGAAGCCGAUUCCUGAAAAAUCAGCCGACUUAAUAACGAGUGUGAGAAACGAGAAGUCUUACCUUUCAUGCACUUUCUUUUUAAUACUCGCCGCAUCGGUUUCAUAUUUCCGCCCUCCCACACACACACACUGCUAUAAUUACAUUAAUCUAUUAACAUCUAGUAAUAGGAAUCCUACUUUUUGGUUUGAUUUUGAUAGUAAAGAACAAAACAAAACAGUGUAUUAUGUUGUACAUGGUUGAAGAUCUAAAUGCAUACAAUAUUAAGCAGUCGAUGAAUCUCUGAAGUGAUUUGCUAAGUAUUUUGAUUCUGCAGAAAGGGAUACUAAUAAAACUUUAAAAUGCA